CCCACGAUUUCACACCAUUGAGCAUGCCGCGUGUAGCUCCUACUCGCUGGCAUCAGAAACACUAGAUAUCUUCCGAGCUGUGCAGAUUCAUACAAAUACACACCAGCAUUGGCUAGACGAAGGCUGCGUUUUGCCAAAACUCACGUUGGGGAUAGGCAGUGAUAAAAAAGAAGGGGAGACAGAGUCCAGCAGCUCUCGCACACACCGGACUCAAGCAGGAUCAGCACCAUGAAGACCAGACUUGGCUGCCUGUCCAAUAAAUCUGACUCCUACAGUGACUUCUCAGAGUUCCUGCCUCCUGCUCACGAAACCACUGCCAGGUGUCUGAAAUUAUCAACGGAUGAGGUUGUUCGAUGGUCAGAAUCGUUUGAUCAUCUUCUCUCUCACAAAUAUGGCCUUGCUGCCUUCCGGACAUUUCUCAAGACGGAAUUCAGCGACGAGAAUAUUGAGUUUUGGAUGGCCUGCGAGGAGUACAAAAAAAUCAAGAGCUCAACCAAGCUCGUUUCAAAAGCAAACAAGAUCUUUAAGGAGUUCAUUGAUAUUCAGGCACCAAGAGAGGUCAACAUUGACUACCGCACCAGAGAAAAGACCAAGCAAAGUCUGGAGGAUCCGUCCCCAACCAGCCUCAAUGAUGUCCAAGCUAAAGUCUACAGCCUCAUGGAGAAAGACUCCUACCCACGAUUCCUCAGGUCAAAGAUGUAUCAGGAUAUAGUCAACAGGACGCAUGCACAAGGCCAACGGAGGUCUGUUUGACUGAAUCUGAUAGACCACAGAGAACAUGGAACUGGACUUAAAUAUAAAUCAUAACCCUUUUGACAUCAUCUCUGAAUACUGUGAAUCUGCAAGGAUGGGGCAACAAGCGCGACUAUUUCCUUUGUCUACACCAGCUCCAUGCAUGCAAUCCCUUUAGCAAAGACGUGUCUUAGUAGACUGUACAGAAAUGAGGGGAUUGGAUAAGGUAAUUGUUUAACCUCUACUUAGUGCUGGGCAAUAUGUCUAAAAAUAUUAUCUUAAAAAAAAUUACAAUAUCAUGCUAUAAUGAUAUUUAUCACAAUAGACGCUAUUCGCAUUAAGCUAACUAGAGCAAAAAUGAAAGACAGCAAGAAACGACAUGAAAUGCCAAAGCCAAUUAUUGAUCUUCCAUCCAUGCAUCUUCAUCUGCUUAUCUGGGGUCAGGUUGCGGGGGCAGCAGCUCCAGCAGGGGACCCCAAACUUCUUUCUCGAACCACAUUAACCAGCUCUGACUGGGAGAUCCCCGAGGCAUUCCCAGGCCA
Molecule: messenger RNA, 1274 nt
Organism: Micropterus salmoides (largemouth bass)
Lineage: Eukaryota; Metazoa; Chordata; Actinopteri; Centrarchiformes; Centrarchidae
Product: regulator of G-protein signaling 8-like
Exons: 5
Coding region: 229-753 (174 amino acids)
Source: RefSeq, a predicted model, not a curated record